Messenger RNA from Setaria italica (foxtail millet), 1947 nucleotides. RefSeq names its product cysteine-rich receptor-like protein kinase 4. The transcript has 4 exons. The record is from RefSeq and is a predicted model, not a curated record. Bases 820 to 1491 code for a protein of 223 amino acids. Lineage: Eukaryota; Viridiplantae; Streptophyta; Magnoliopsida; Poales; Poaceae.
CCACUGAAAAAACAGGCGCCCCACCGAGCAGCGACCCUCGCCCGCGUCGAUCGCCUUGUAGCGCCGCUGCCUCCUUGCCCGCGUGCGCCUUCCCAUCGCCGUGAUGUCCAAGGUCGACGCGCUGGGCUCGAAGCCGCACUCGGAUGAGUCGGUCAUCGACAGGCUCCCCUUUCUAUCUCCCCGCGAGCAUACGAUCGGCGCGCAUGGCCCUUCACAAGGCCAGGAUGGGGAGGAUGUGCUCAACGGCGUGGCGUGCAAGGCUAGGACAAGAAGGCAGCGCACGGCCACAUGGCUCGCCGACCCUCUUCUGCGGCAGCCGGGGCGGACAUCAUGCUGGAGGGGCAUAGGGAUGGACGGGUGGCCUGGUAGGAGUGGUCGCCGUGCUAGCGGAUGGGGCACGGCGACGGCCGAUGCAGGGUUGAUCGGCGUAGUUGUGGCGCCACGGUGGGCAGGGCGGGUUGGCGGGCAGGCAGACGGCGAAUCGUGCGGCCAAGAAACGGUGUGGCCUGCGGUUGGAGAGAGAAGGAAUGAAAGUGAGAGGAAAGGGGCAAUUCUCUUUGUAACGGGGAGAGUGAUGGGGAUAAAGGUAAUUGACAAAAAUAAAUAGAAAAAAGGAAUGAAAAGGGAAUGUGCUGAAGUUCUGCGAUGGAAAAAAGGAAAAAUGUUAAAAGAUAUGCUGGAGAUGCUCUGGUUGUUACGGAGCUGGCAUGCCGCCAAUGACGACCGGACCUGGUAGUCAAAGUCGCCGAAGUCCACCGCGCCACUUGCUACCCUACACCUCCCGCGGUGGCAAUCAGCAAUUUUUUGUUUCAGCUCCAUAUGACCAAAUGCUCCGAUCCAAUCUUUACAAUAAUCUCCGUCAUCACCGUCGUCACCAGCCGCUCCACCAUGAACAAUCCCUCGCUCCUCUCCCUCCUCCUCGUCUUCCUCCUGGCCGUGUCCCUGCCUCCCGCCGCCGCCGACGUGGCGUUGCGCCUCGUCAGCGUCAGCGUCGGGACCACGUCGUCGCAUGUUGAGUGCCUCCAUGGAAUCGUCUACGCGGCUAACAGCACCUUCGAAGCCAACCGCCGCCGCGUCGCCGGCCUCCUCCAGGCCGAGGCAGCCGCCCGCGGCCCUUACUACACGAAGCGCGCCGUCGGUUACUGGCCUUUCCGCGCAGAGGCCUCCUUCUUCUGCAGGCGCCGCGGCGUUGACGGCACCGGCUUCUGCGCCGCCUGCCUCGCCGGUGCCUUGCUCGAGUUGGAGAGAGAGUGCCCGUACCACAAGGAGGCCUCCUUUUACGGUCGCAACUGCACGCUCGAACUUGGCGAGUACCGAGUCUUCGGGACUGCUGUCGUCUACGAAGGAAACAUACUGAAACAAGCCAUGGCUUCGGGAUUAAUAUUUCAAGCAAUUGGAUUUGCUUGGCUUUUCUUCUUGCUACUGCAGGAAUGGCGCAGCCGGAAAAGAGGCACUAUGAUGCAUUCCACCUCUCUCUUAUCUGGAGAUUAAAAUGUUUGCAAUUCGGACGAUGCUUCUGAGCUUCACUUUGAUCAUAGGACUUCUGUCAGGCAAAUAAUGAAUGGAUACGGCCAUACGUACGGGAUACCUUCUGUCCAGAUCGUAGGGCUUCACUUUGCUCAUUUUAAAUUAGCUCCAAUGUUGAUGCGACCUACUCUGCAGUCUUCAUCGAACUUCCAUUCCCACUAUCAUUACCUUAAAUUAUGAAUGCGAAUACGAAAUCCAGCUUGCACUGAAUCAUCAUUUAAACUCUUACGGCUUGUUUCAGUGGGUUCAUUGAUAUAUCAUACAUCACAAUGUGCUCGACUGGUCGACUACUUUUACUUCAUAUUCUCCCAUGGAAGAAGAAUGCAUGGAAAACUGAUGUCCACUCUGACCUGUACAUGGAAGAAUAAUAACUAUACAUUUUUCCUCUUCUCCUUUGUUUGAAUCAGGGUUUAGUUGUGU